Molecule: messenger RNA, 697 nt
Organism: Emericellopsis atlantica
Lineage: Eukaryota; Fungi; Ascomycota; Sordariomycetes; Hypocreales; Bionectriaceae
Exons: 1
Coding region: 1-657 (218 amino acids)
Source: RefSeq, a predicted model, not a curated record
AUGUGCGCACCUAGCAGCCCGAACCGCGAGCCCCGUCUCAUUCGCUCACCAUGCGCCAGUUCGUCAUCACAUGUCGCUCACCUACAAGAUACACUUAGCACCAGUUCAGCCGAAGCAGCUUUCGUCCCAGUGCCCCAUUCUGGACCCAGGCUGCGUCACAACGACAUGCCCACUUCUGGAUACAGCAGCAACCGCAGGCAACGGCGGGUAUAUAAGCUUCGGUGGCUUGCUUUGACGACGAAGCGACUCGCGGUACUCGUCUUCGCUAUGAAGGGUCUGCGUCUAAAGAACCGCUUCUCUCGUUGCGCCAAGGACCGUCCGCCAUCGCUCGGCCCCGUAGAUUUUGAGAUACGUGCACUUGGCGGGGGUACGACAAGCACCUUGCUCUUCCACGAGCUGCCUCCCAAAGGAGCAACAACUUAUCAGAACCGUAUAGCGGAGUUGCACGAGGAAAUCAGGUGCCUGAGCAACGAGGUGGCCUUCUACAAGGCUCUCACGGACGAGGCGCUGUCGCGGAUCCUGCCCGUUGUUCAAUUCCAUGCGCGCGACCUGCACGACGCCGUCCAGCGAUGCAAUGCAAAGCUCGACACUCUUUUACCCGAGAGAUACAAGGAGGAGCCGGUGGACAUUGGGGGCGUCGAGUCCAAGGCAUGCUAGCCACGCUGCAGAGCAUCAUCCAUUCAUCUAUCUCGUGGUG